Marmota monax (woodchuck) is the source of this 8024-nucleotide messenger RNA. It is a transcript of the gene Gart, whose product is annotated as phosphoribosylglycinamide formyltransferase, phosphoribosylglycinamide synthetase, phosphoribosylaminoimidazole synthetase. The coding region runs from base 929 to 3961 and encodes 1010 amino acids. Gene Ontology annotation, biological process: 'de novo' IMP biosynthetic process; adenine biosynthetic process. Gene Ontology annotation, molecular function: metal ion binding; phosphoribosylformylglycinamidine cyclo-ligase activity; phosphoribosylamine-glycine ligase activity. Lineage: Eukaryota; Metazoa; Chordata; Mammalia; Rodentia; Sciuridae. The transcript is spliced from 22 exons. Gene Ontology annotation, cellular component: cytosol. The record is from RefSeq and is a predicted model, not a curated record.
CGUUUAUGCUUUGGCUGGGCAUUUACUUUCAGGAACUGAGUGGAAUUGUAGAAACACGCUUGGCUGUAGAAAUUUUCGUCUUGUUUUGAAAUACGGUGGCUGGGGACUUGGCCAUGUGCUUUGCAUUGUUAAUGGAGGUUUACACGUGAGCUAUCACUUUCCUUGCGAAUAGGGCCAGGCCUGUUUGUGUCUUUAUGCUUUUUUCAGGCCAUAACCCAAAAUUGAUAUACUCAUCACUUGUCUCGUUGUGCGUCCGUUGUCACUAGCUGAUUUGAUCCACUUGUGUCUGUACGUUAUUCCCCAAAUUCUUUGAAGUGGCCUUCUCUGGCUCUGCUGUUCUCGUUGUAGGUUACCCAUUCUAAUCACUGAGGCCCAAGGUUAAGUCCCUCAAGGUUUCCCAGCUAGUAAAGAGUGAGGAAAAGCGACUUCUGGAGCCCAAGCUUCUUGCCUAAUCCUGAUGUACCUUUCAGGCUGGCUAGCACUGCUGUUUCAUAGAUUCUGUAUGUAAAGUAAGCAGGAAAUUUUUCUUAAACUGCCAGUUUUAUUCAAACAAAUAUGUGAUAUUUUCUGUAGAUUUAAAGAUAUGUUUCUUUCAGAUAUUUCAAUGCACAUAACACAUAAAAUGUCUAUUUUUGGUUGAAUUAAAAUAGCUUUUCCUUCUGAGACUAAUUUAGCAGGGGUUUUCCCCAUAAGUUUAUAAUGCUAAUCAUGUCAAUUGUUGUCUGAAAAGUAUCUAAAGAAAAUGGCUUCAUUUGGAAUCCAGAAUCUGCACCAUCUUAGCUGUGUAACCUCCAGCAAUUUAUAUAAUCUAACUGGGCUUCCAUCUUUUUCAGUAAAGUAGCAAUAAUAGUAGUAUCUACCUCAUCUUAUGCAGAUCAAGUGAGGUAAUUCUUGAAAAGUUUAGAAUGGCACCUGGCAUGAGACAGCGAUGGCAGCUCGAGUACUUGUCAUUGGCAGUGGCGGAAGGGAACAUGCGCUGGCCUGGAAGCUUGCACAGUCUCAUCAUGUCAAACAAGUGCUUAUUGCCCCAGGAAAUGCAGGCACUGCCUGCUCUGAAAAGAUUUCAAAUACUGACAUCUCGAUCACUGAUCAUACUGCCCUUGCUCAAUUCUGCAAAGAUGAGAAAAUUGAAUUUGUAGUUGUUGGACCAGAGGCACCUCUGGCUGCUGGAAUUGUUGGGGACCUGACCUCUGCAGGAGUGCGAUGUUUUGGCCCCACAGCAGAAGCAGCUCAGUUAGAAUCCAGCAAAAGAUUUGCCAAAGAGUUUAUGGACCGACACAGAAUCCCAACUGCACAAUGGAGAGCUUUCACCAAACCUGAAGAGGCCUGUAGCUUCAUUAUGAGUGCGGACUUCCCUGCUUUGGUUGUGAAGGCCAGUGGUCUUGCAGCUGGGAAAGGAGUGAUUGUUGCAAAGAGCAAAGAGGAAGCCUGCAAAGCUGUACAGGAGAUCAUGCAGGAUAAAGCUUUUGGAGCAGCUGGAGAAACAAUUGUUGUUGAAGAACUUCUUGAAGGAGAAGAGGUGUCUUGUCUGUGUUUCACUGAUGGGAGGACAGUGGCCCCCAUGCCUCCAGCACAGGACCAUAAACGAUUACUGGAGGGAGAUCAAGGCCCCAACACAGGGGGAAUGGGAGCCUAUUGUCCCACACCUCAGGUUUCUGAGGAUCUGUUACUAAAAAUUAAAAAUACUGUCCUUCAGAGGACAGUAGAUGGCAUGCAGCAAGAGGGUACUCCAUACACAGGGAUUCUUUAUGCUGGCAUAAUGCUGACCAAGGAUGGCCCAAAAGUUUUGGAAUUUAAUUGCCGUUUUGGUGAUCCAGAGUGCCAAGUAAUCCUCCCACUUCUUAAAAGUGAUCUUUAUGAAGUAAUUCAGUCCACCUUAGAUGGCCUGCUGUGCACAUCUUUACCCAUUUGGCUAGAAAACCACACUGCCAUAACUGUGGUCAUGGCAAGUAAAGGUUAUCCUGGAGCUUACACCAAGGGUGUGGAGGUAACAGGGUUUUCUGAGACUACAGCUUUAGGACUAGAAGUGUUCCAUGCAGGCACUACCUACAAAAAUGGCAGAGUGGUGACCAGCGGGGGAAGAGUCCUUACAGUAACAGCCAUUCAUGAAAACCUCAUAUCUGCCCUUGAAAAAGCCAAGAAGGGACUCACUGCUAUAAAGUUUGAGGGAGCAAUUUACAGGAAAGACAUCGGCUUUCGCGCCAUAGCUUUCCUUCAGCAGCCCAGGGGCUUCACUUACAAGGGAUCUGGGGUAGACAUUGCAGCUGGAAAUAUGCUGGUUAAGAAAAUAAAGCCUUUAGCAAAAGCCACCUCCAGACCAGGCUGUGAUGUAGAUCUUGGAGGUUUUGCUGGUCUUUUUGAUUUGAAAGCAGCUGGUUUCAAAGAUCCUCUUCUGGCCUCUGGAACUGAUGGUGUUGGAACUAAACUCAAGAUUGCCCAGCUGUGCAAUAAACACAAUACAAUUGGUCAAGAUUUGGUUGCAAUGUGUGUAAAUGAUAUUCUGGCACAAGGAGCAGAGCCCCUCUUCUUCCUUGAUUACUUCUCCUGUGGAAAGCUUGACCUUAAUAUGUCUGAAGCCGUCAUUGCCGGAAUUGCUACAGCUUGUGAACAGGCUGGAUGUGCUCUCCUUGGAGGUGAAACAGCAGAAAUGCCCGACAUGUAUCCUCCUGGAGAGUAUGAUCUAGCUGGUUUUGCUGUUGGUGCUAUGGAGCGGGAUCAGAAACUGCCUCACCUGGAAAGGAUCACUGAAGGGGAUGUUAUUGUUGGAAUAGCUUCAUCUGGUCUCCACAGCAAUGGAUUUAGCCUUGUGAGGAAAAUUGUGGCAAACUCUUCCCUGCAGUACUCCUCUCCAGCACCUGAUGGUUGUGGUGACCAGUCCUUAGGGGACUUACUUCUAACUCCAACCAAAAUCUACAGCCGUUCUUUGUUACCUGUCAUACGUUCAGGACAUGUUAAAGCCUUUGCUCAUAUUACUGGUGGAGGACUACUGGAAAACAUUCCCAGAGUUCUCCCUCAGAAAUUUGGGGUGGAUUUAGAUGCCCAGACAUGGAGGAUCCCCAGGGUCUUCUCAUGGUUACAGCAGGAAGGACAGCUCUCUGAAGAAGAGAUGGCCAGAACAUUCAACUGUGGUAUUGGAGCUGUCCUUGUGGUAUCAAAGGAUCAGACAGGGCAGAUUCUAAAUGAUAUUCAACAGUGCCAGGAAGAAGCCUGGGUGAUUGGCAGUGUGGUUGCAUGUCCUGAAGGUUCCCCUCGUGUGAAAGUCAAGAAUCUGCUCGAAACCAUGCAAAUGAGCAAGUCAGUGUCAGUGAACGGCUCCUUGAAAAAUCACUUCUCUGCCCAACCAAAAAAGGCAAGAGUGGCUGUCUUAAUAUCUGGAACAGGAUCGAACCUCCAAGCACUCAUAGACAGUACUCAGGAUCCAAAUAGCUACGCACACAUUGUUGUUGUUAUCUCCAAUAAAGCCGCAGUGGCUGGUUUAGAUAAGGCAGAAAAAGCUGGUAUCCCAACCAGAGUAAUUAAUCAUAAAUUAUAUAAAAAUCGGAUAGAAUUUGACAAUGCAAUUGACAAAGUCCUUGAAGAGUUCUCCACAGACAUAGUCUGUCUUGCAGGCUUCAUGAGAAUUCUCUCUGGCCCCUUUGUCAAAAAAUGGGAUGGAAAAAUGCUGAACAUCCACCCUUCCUUGCUCCCUUCUUUUAAGGGUUCAAAUGCUCAUGAGCAAGCCCUGGAAGCUGGAGUCACAAUUACUGGAUGCACUGUACACUUUGUAGCUGAAGAUGUAGAUGCUGGACAAAUUAUUUUACAAGAAGCUGUUCCUGUUAAAAGGGGUGACACUGUUGCAACUUUGUCUGAAAGAGUAAAAUUAGCAGAACAUAAAAUAUUUCCUGCAGCCCUCCAGCUGGUUGCCAGUGGAAUUGUACAGCUUGGAGAAAAUGGCAAGAUCUGUUGGGUCAAAGAGGAAUGAAGCCUCCUAAUUUAGGAAUGGAACCAGUUUUGAAAGAAUUAUGACUAUUUGCUUGGUGCCUUUUAUUCAUGUAUUUAACCUAAUAGAAAAACUGCUAACAGAAAAAGACUUCACCGUUAACCUCAUUCACCAUUUUUUAAUAGAGAAUCAUUAAAAACAAAAUUUGUGCAGGAUAUCCUAGACAUCUCCCAUGAUCUUUCCAGUUUUACCUGUUUAGAACAUUGUGUUUAUAAUCAAACUAGUUAUUAAGAAUUCUCUUAAUUUAAUGGGCAUGCUGGCAUGCACUUAUGAUUCUAACAACUUGGGAGGCUGAGGCAGAAAGAUUGCAAAUUCAAAGCCAGUCUUAGCCACUUAGAAGACCCUGUCUCAAAAAGAACUGGAUAUGUAGCUCGGUGAUAAAGCACCUCUGGGUUCAUUACCAGUACCAAAAAAUAAAUAAAUAAAUAAAAAUCCCCUUAACUCAGAGCCAAACAAGAUACCAAACUUCGGUCUUUCUUAUCCUCUUUUUCUUUUUCUCACUGGUAUCACCUCUAUUUUUUAUAAGUUACAUGUUCUGUGAUCUUUGACUAUAUGCUUCAAAGCCAUGCUGCUGCCUACAUUGUCAUUACAUUUAGUCAUGGAAGUAUAAAGAGAUUCCUGGAGCAUCACCUGGGUACUAUUCAUGUGAUUGAUUGCCUGAUGUGUGAAAGUACCCAACCUCCUUCUGACCAGGGUCAAGUGAAUAUAUUGUAUGUGUAUAAUGAUUAGAAUCAAGAUUUCUCUGGUUAUCCUGGUCAUAAUUUAUAAUGUCAGGAUUUCUGGAUCGCUCGCAUUUCUAAGGAAUACUCUACUUGGGACUUUUAAUAUCAUUAAACAUUCCUCUAAUUAUUGACACAUUUAUGCUCUUAUGAAUCACCAGAGGAUUAAAGGAAAAGUUCAGUUACUUCCAGAUAAAAGUGUAAGACUUUAGUCACAUCCUCUUUGUCUUUCCAUUUCCUUAUCAAUUAAAGUUGGCAAAUACCUAUCAUAGUCAUUUUGAUAACUAGCAUGUGAAGUGCUAAGAACAGUGCUUGGCAGAUGGGGAGGCACUCAGAGGUUAGCAUUUAUUUCAUAGUUUCUCCCAAUUAUAAAUUCAGUAGUCAAAGAAUACAUCUUGAGCAGGGGAGGGCAGUCAUAUCCCAUCUGGAUGUGCAUUUCUGGAAGGGAAAGGUUCAGGGCACUGUAUUGGACACGUACAACAGCAAACAAUUAACAGCCAUUUUGUACAAAAAAUAGUAAAUUCUAGCAUUAGAAGGUCAAGAUAAGUGAAAUAGAGUCCAAACAUAAUUAAGCACAUAUGUAUAAUGCCAAAAAAGUAUAAAGAAAGUUGAAAGAUGUAAAGGAAAAAGUUAUUGGGUAAAAUCAUACCAUAAUACAAGCAGAGGCUGAUAUCAGGAUGGUAAAUUUGAAAAGUUAAUAUAAACUUAAAAUCUUAAUGACAUUUAUGUCUUUCUUUUUUGGUACUAGGGGUUGAACCCAAGGACAUUCAACCACUGGGUCACAUCCACAGCUAUUUUUCAUUUUGAGACAGGGUCUUCCUAAGUUGCUGAGGCUGGCUUUGAACUUUCGAUCCUCCUGCUGCAGCCUUUGGAACCACUAUAUUUUUCAUACUAAUCUCCACUAUAAGAAACUUGUUCUCCAUGUAAGGUAGCUGACUUCAUAUGUUGGGAUAAGAAGAAUCAAACUGUGUCUGAAAUAUGUGGUUGCCAGAAGCAAACAAACAAAUUUGAAUAUAAUGAUAUUGAAAGAAAAAAGAAUCAGUGUAAAGAGGCUCUUACUGUCCUGUUUGUGAUAAAUUGAGUAUUAUUGGAACACAUUUCUGAGCAGCCAUUAGUUUAUAAUAAUGAGAGAAAAGGUAGUUUCAAUUAUAAAUAGUUGUCAAUGUGACAAAUAUGGGUGUUUAUCUUUUAUAGAUGUCUCUUAGUUCUUUGUUUAGCCAGGAGUGAAACAGAUCAGCCCACAUCUUUUUUUAACAAGCAGAUUUAUUUUUCUUUUAACUUUUUGUGGUGCUGGAUAGAAUCCAGGACCUCCCACAUGGCUAGGCACUUACAUGCUCAACUACUGAGCUGUAGUCCCAGCCCCCAGAUAAGCCCCUUGAUCACACACUGUUUAGGUGGAAGGACACAGUGGAGUGGAGGGUGUCUGUUACUGCCCCACAAAGAGAAAAGAUUCAUGUUCCAAAGUGUUAAGGCAAAUGCUCCAAAGAGAAACAGAAUUUCUGAAAGAUUUCAUGAUCUCUAAAUGUUCCUUCUCAAUUUUUUAAAUUACUGUUAAUUUACCAUACAAACUUUUUAAAAUUAAUCAAGUAAUAUACUAUUAUUGUAAAAUUUAAUAACUGGUACAGAUGGUCCCUCUUUAUUCCUUUUUACUAGUAAUGAAAAGUAAUGGGCUGGGGAUGUGGCUCAAACAGGGCACUGGGUUUGAUCCUCGGCACUACAAAAAAAUGUUGUGUCCACCGAAAACUAAAAAACAACUCUCUCUCUCUCUCUCUCUCUCUCUCUCUCUCUCUCUCUCUCUCUCUAAAAAAAAAAUAAUAAUAAUGAUGAAAAUUUUCUUGGCUGUUCUUACCCAUGCUUUUAUUUAUUUUUUUCUUUAUAAACUUUUAGAUCAGUUUAAAUGAGUUUUUGUUUUUGUUUUAUUUCUGAGGUACUGGGAAUUAAACCCAGAGGCAUUUUAUCAUUGAGCUACAUCCCAAACCCUUUUUCAAUUUUUGAGACAAGGUCUCUAAAUUGCUAAGGAUCUUACCAAGUUAUUAGGACUGUCUUGAACUUGCAAUUCUCCAGUCUCUCAGGUUGUUGGGAUUACAAGCAUACACCACCUUGCCUGGAUUAAAUGCUUUUCAUAUACUUUGACUUUGUUUUCAGAUUUAUAACAGGUCUUUCUUCAAAUGCAUAUAUAUUUUUAAAUUUUUUAUUAAAGUAGUACCCACAUAAGUAAACACUCCAGGGCUGGGUUGUGGCUCAGUGGUAGUGUGCUCGCCUAGCAAGCACGAGGCCCUGGGUUCAAUCCUCAGCACCACAUAAAAGCAAAUAAAGGUAUUGUGUCCAACUACAACUAAAAAAUAAAUAUUUUAGAGAAAAAAAAAAAAAAAAACUCCAAUUUUCACAAAAUGAACACAUCUGAGAACCAGCACUCAACUAAAAAAAUAUUGCCAGCAUUCUAGAAUCAUCCUUCUUAUCCCUUCUAGUCAUCACUCUUACCCCACUUGCACCUCAGCAAAGAAUACACUCCUCUGACUUCUAAUUUGUUUUUCCUCAUAUUAAGUUUUAUAUAAACAGGACCCUACAAGGUGUACUUUUGUUGUUGUUUAUAUCUGGCUUUGGUUUUGUUGUUGUUUGUUUGUUUUUUGUAAUUGUGGAUGGACAGAAUGCUUUUAUUUUGUUUAUUUUUAUGCAAUGCUAAGGAUCUAUCCCAGUGCCUCACAUUGGGCUAGGCAAGCGCUCUACCACUGAGCUACAACCCCAAUUCAUGUGGCUUUGUUUGCUUAUUUAGUUUUAUGAGAUUCAUGUUGUUGCAUAUAUUUGUAAAUAAUCAUUCUGUAUAUGAAUACAGCACAAUUUAUCCAUCCUGUUGAUACCAGUCUGGGUGUUUCCAGUCUAGAAUUAUUAUUACUGUUGCUAUGAACAUCCUUGUCCAUGUGUAUUUGGUUCAUUUAUAUUCACAUUUCUAUUAUAUACAUAGUUGGAAGUAUAAUUACCAGGAUAGGGAAUAUUCAUAUGUUCAGCUUUAGCAAAUACAGCCCAACCUUCUCCCAAAAUCAUUGGGCCAAUUUACACUCCCACCACCAAUGUGAGUUUAAUUAUUUAGAUUAGUCUUGCCAGCAUAUGGUUUGGUUCUCCACCACCCAUUUUAACCACUUUUAUGAGUGAAUACUGCUUUCACAUUGUUGCAGUUACAUUUCCCAGUUGGCUGUGAAACUAAGACCCUUUUGAUGUAUGUUUGACCUCUUUUCAGAUCUAGGUCAUCAAGACCAACUUUCUGAGAAGUAAACUUCUAAAUUUACUGCAUUUUUUAUGCUAUUGUAAAUAAAAUCACUUUAAUUUCC